UUCACCUUUGAUUACAAUAUUGGUGCUCCAGUUCAAGAGAGAAGCAUUGGAAGGAUAUGAAGUUGAUUGCUAAUCCAUAGUUGAUAACAAAUGAGAUUAAAAGGAAAGUAAUGGCGGUAAAUUGAAAAGGGGAACCAUCAGGAACAUUGCAAGCCUAUUUAAAACAAGUGUUAGGACAGUUCAGAGAAUUUGGAAGCUAGCAGCAAUUACUUCUACAGAUGGAAGAGUUGAUGUAUCACGCAGGUUUCCUAAAAGAUGCGGAAGAAAACGAGUGGAUAUUGAUUUUACUUUGAUCAUGGCAAUUCCUCUCCGGCGCCGGACAAAUAUCAGGUCACUUUCCAGUGAAAUGAAAGUGUCCAAAUCAACCCUUCACCGACGAAUUAAAGAAGGUGCUAUAAGGCCACACUCAAAUGCACUCAAACCACAAUUGACAGAUCAGAAUAAGCAAGUAAGGCUUAACUUUUGCUUGUCAAUGCUUGAACCAGAAAGUCUCAACAGCAAUCCAACAUUUAUGAGUAUGUUCAAUGUUGUGCAUAUUGAUGAAAAGUGGUUUUACAUGACUAAAGAAUGUGAAAAAUAUUAUCUUCAUCCUCAAGAAGAAGAACCUCUUAGGACAUGUAAGAGCAAAAAGUUCAUUGUGAAAGUUAUGUUCCUAGCUGCUGUUGCUCGACCACGUUUUGACUGCUCUGGUAACCCAACAUUUGAUGGGAAAAUUGGGAUUUUUCCUUUUGUAUUCAAAGAACCAGCAAAGAGGAGUAGUAAAAAUCGUAUGGCAGGUACAUUAGAAACUAAGCCAAUAUUGUCAGUGACCAAGGAAGUAUAUAGGAGAUGUUUAAUUGAACAGGUUUUGCCUGCAAUACAUGCUAAAUGGCCACGGGAUGGUGGUAGUGUUACUGAAAUUUUGAUCCAACAGGAUAAUGCAAAACCACAUAUUAAUCCCACUGAUCCUGUAUUUAUUGAAGCUGCUUCUAGAGAUGGAUUUGAUAUUCACUUGUCAUUUCAGCCUCCUAACAGUCCGGACAUGAAUGUUCUUGACUUGGGAUAUUUUAGAGCUAUACAAUCCUUGCAACAUCAAGAAGCACCCUUGUCAAUUGAUGAGCUAAUUCUUGCUGUGGAAAAGUCAUUUGAUCAAUUAUCAAGUGAAAGUCUAAACAAUGUUUUCUUAACAUUGCAAUCAUGUAUGGUAGAGGUGAUGAAAAAUCUUGGGGGAAAUAACUAUAAAGUGCCACACAUUGGGAAGCACCAUUUAAUGAAAGAAAGUUGUCUUCCACUGCAAAUAGAAUGUGAAAAAGAACUUGUGAAUCAAGUUCUAAGUCAUAUGCAAGCGUGAUUAUCUUCAUUGGACAGGUACUUAAACUUUACUAAUCAUGUGUUUUGAACAAAAUGAUGGUUGAAGUCAAGCAAUCCAACCCUUUUGAUUUUGUGGUGCAAGCUUUUGAUUGGGCAAAGAAUAUAGAAGCACUUUUAUGUACUAGUGGUUUUUCAUUGACUGCUUUUAUUUCACUUUACAAGAUUUUAGAAUAGCUCAGUAAAGUUAGCUUGACGUUAGUAGUAGUAGUGCUGAUUUUUGUACAAAAGGGAAAAUGUGCAAUGCUGAGUGAAGCUAUGUACAUGUAUAAACAUUGAAACACUACUUUUGUUGGAGUUUUUGAAACUGUCAAUAGCAUUAUUCUAUAAAGUGAAAAUAGUGCAUAUUGGUUUGCA
Coffea eugenioides is the source of this 1704-nucleotide messenger RNA. RefSeq lists its product as uncharacterized. The coding region runs from base 296 to 1330 and encodes 344 amino acids. The transcript is spliced from 4 exons. Lineage: Eukaryota; Viridiplantae; Streptophyta; Magnoliopsida; Gentianales; Rubiaceae. Gene Ontology annotation, molecular function: nucleic acid binding. The record is from RefSeq and is a predicted model, not a curated record.